Mauremys reevesii (Reeves's turtle) is the source of this 1647-nucleotide messenger RNA. Its product is annotated as acetylcholinesterase-like. Gene Ontology annotation, biological process: acetylcholine catabolic process; choline metabolic process. The record is from RefSeq and is a predicted model, not a curated record. Gene Ontology annotation, molecular function: acetylcholinesterase activity. The coding region runs from base 1 to 1374 and encodes 457 amino acids. The transcript has 4 exons. Lineage: Eukaryota; Metazoa; Chordata; Testudines; Geoemydidae. Gene Ontology annotation, cellular component: plasma membrane.
AUGUUGUCAGAACCAGGAUCUCACCUGGAGCGGUUCUCACAAGCUGCCGCAAUGCUGGGACUCCUCCCCGCACUCUCCUGCCUGCUCCUCCUCUCCCUGACAGGCCCCAGCUCUGGCUCCGAUGACGAUGGCACCGUGGUGCUCACCACCAGCGGCCCCAUACGGGGCAAGCGCCUACAUGCCGGCUCUGGCACAGUGACGGCCUUCCUGGGCAUCCCCUACACUAAGCCCCCCGUGGGGGCCUUGCGCUUCCGGAAACCGCUUCCCCACCAGCCCUGGAGCCAAGUCCUGGAGACCACCAACUUCGGCAACACCUGCCACCAACCUCCGCUCCCUGGUUACCCUCAGGCUGAUGUCUGGACACCCAAAAUACCACAGUCUGAGGACUGCCUCUUCCUCAAUGUCUGGGUGCCCCAUCCCCAGCCUAAUGUGAUGGCCCCCAUUUUCGUCUGGAUCCACGGCGGGGGGUUCUUCACAGGGGCAGCCUCCCUCGAUGUCUAUGACGGGCGCUUCUUAGCCGACACUGAGAACGUGAUCGUGGCCUCCAUGAACUACCGGCUGGGGGCGCUGGGUUUCCUGUCUCUGCCCCCGGCCGCCCCAGGGAACGCCGGCCUGUGGGACCAGCGCUUGGCACUGCGCUGGCUGCAGGACAACGCAGCCGCCUUCAGAGGGGACCCAGCCCAUUUCCUCCUUUUCGGCCAGGACGCUGGGGCUGUGUCAGUCGGCUUCCACCUCCUCUCCCCGGGGAGCCGGCCCCUCUUCACUCGCGCCGGAUUUCAGAGUGGAGCCCCGAACGGACCCUGGGCUUGGAUUUCACUUGAAGAGGCCCAGGAGAGAGGCCAGAGGCUGGGCCAGCUGCUGGGCUGCACCGAUGGUAACAGCACAGCCCUGGUGAGCUGCCUGCAGGGGAAGGAACCCGGUGAGUUCUCCAAACACGAGUUCUCCAUCUUGAACCACAAGAAGCAACUGAGGCUGCCCUUUGUGCCGACACCAGAUGGGGAUUUUCUCCCUGAUACACCACCAAGACUCCUGCAGGCUGAGCACGGCCAGCGGAUACCUGUCGGGGUUGGUUUCAACACCAACGAAGGCUCCUACAUAUUAUACUUUGCUGCCUCUAGCCUCAACCUGGAAAACGCCAGCUCCAUCGGCUGGGAGGAGCUGCUGCAGGUGGUGAGGCUGAUAGUGCCAGGGGUGCCAGACGAGGCCAUCCAAGCUAUGGCACAGUGGUACAUCCAGGAGGGGGAGGAGCAGGGAGAGGCACGGUACCGAUGGGCCAUGGAACAGAUUGCUGGAAACCCAUGGUGGGGGAGGGCAGCAAGAAGCAGUGGCCCGCCUACGACCCCGCAAAGGAGAACUUUGAGCGCAUCGCCCUGAAGCCGCCCAAACCUGAGACGGCAUCAUCCGCCUCGCGCUGUGAAUUCUUGGCAUCACUGCUGUCAGAGAAACCAAAGGCCCCAGGAGCAGACGUGCCCAGCGUGGGGGGCCGUGAAUGAAGAGCUGAGCAAUUACAAUCCCCUGAAGGAGGGGAGCCCUCCCUGCAGACAAGAGCAUCCAGUUCCUGUUAGUGCCUGCAAUUCAUUAACGAGGAUCCUGCUAAUGAACCAGCUGGGAAUCCACGGAUUGACCCUCCCUCAGCAAUUCCUCCAU